UCUAAGAUAUGGCACUCGCGCAAGAAGCACGGGAAAAUUACACUGGAGCCUGGAAGACAGCUGAUCGGAUAACGCGGGCCCCUUUAUGGACCCUGCGAUGCGCUUUAUUGCCGUUAUUGGCAUAGAGUACGUCAUCUCACGCAUGCGCUGUAGCGUCGCAAUAUAUUGCACCUGACAACACUGGCCCCACACGUAAAUUCGCACGUUUAACCUUACUUUUUGGACAUUCCUGGUAAUAUGGCAGAUAACUUAGCAAAAUUAGGAGCCCUCAGUACCGAACCUCUUUCCCUGGACUACUGUAAACCUAUGCCUGAAGAUAUUAUACACCUACACCAUAAUGCCUGCCUUAAAUCAGCAAUUGAAGAACUAGAAGAAUCUUUCACACACAAAGGCAUCAGAAGAUUCUGUGACGAAAUCCUUCAAGGUCCCUGGUUUGAAGAUGUCAGAGGAGUAAAUAGAAGCGUCAUAACAUUUAUGGCCAGGUUAAGAUCUCAUCACGUUGCCACCGGUCUACACCUUAUGGACAAAAACAUCAUCGAUGAUGCUACAUGCGAAUGUGGUUGGUCCAAUAGGGACCUGGAGCACAUCUUAUUCAGAUGUCCCAUCUUCGCUAAAGAAUCGGAUUCUUUGUUGCUCCGACUGUUCUACACGGAUGGAACUUCUGCUACAGGGAAUCUCUAGGCUGCAGCCUUUAACAAUCGCAACAUUAACGUAUUCAAAGAGAUAACCAACUUCCUUAAAUCCACUAACCAAUCCAUUUAACUCUCCCUCCCCUAGACGCAGCUGGAGAAUAGCGUAUGGGUGCAUCCUUCUACCUAAAGCCAUAUACCGAACAGUGGUGCGAUUCUGUAACUCAUUAUUGGAGUUAACGACAGUUUCGUUAUUGUUGCGCAGCUUUUCUACGGUAUACAAAAGCUGCGCAACGAUAACGAAAGUGUCGUUAACUCCAAUAACGAGUUACAGAAUCGCACUACUGAACUGAACUGAACCUUACUUUUACGAGGGUUGUCCCAAAAAUAAUGCACAGCACGCUCUAGCGGGCGUUGUAGGCAACGUAGACAGCUGGUCGAAGCGUCAGUGUGUAGAUUGAAGUCUCAAGAGCACGUUGGUAUCAUAUGGUAGUGGGAUUCGUUUAAAGGGAAAAUGCCAAAAAUUCGGAAAGACAACGAGAACAGUCCGUCGGGUCGGAUUUCAGUAACAGAGCAACGUGCGUAUAUUCGCAUCGAAACAGUGCGCGGUAAAAAAGUGCCCGAAAUUCAUGCCGCGUUAAAUAGAAGCGUGUGGAAGGUUUACUGUGAAUCGUAGCACAGUACAGAGGUGGCACACGAAGUUUCGUGAAGGUUGAACAAGCAUCGAAGACGAUCCGCGCGCGGGGCGGCCGUCUACUGUAACAGCUGACAACACAAACGCUUCAAUCAUUGCAACGUUGCUCGACGAAGACCGGGGAAUCACAGUAAGAGAAAUCGAGGCGGGGACAGGAAUCUCGAAAAUGAGCGCGCAUCGCAUUUUAACACAGGUGCUAGGCAAACGAAAGGUGACGGCGCGAUGAAGGAACCCCCUUCGGGGGGUGCGUUUUCCGACGCUGGAAGUGCUCCGAAGAGAAGUGACCCGACAGAUUCCGAUGCUCAAUAAAAACGGGACGCUGAACGGAAUUCAAGCACUUCCGCGCCGCUGGCAAGCGUGCAUUGAUGAAGGAGAAGAUUAUAUUAAAGGCCUGUAAUCACUUGUAUAUUCUUCAAUAAAUAUUUUUUUAGUUAGA
Harpegnathos saltator (Jerdon's jumping ant) is the source of this 1759-nucleotide messenger RNA. RefSeq lists its product as uncharacterized. The transcript is spliced from 2 exons. Bases 238 to 681 code for a protein of 147 amino acids. NCBI's taxonomy places the organism in Eukaryota, Metazoa, Arthropoda, Insecta, Hymenoptera, Formicidae. The record is from RefSeq and is a predicted model, not a curated record.